Messenger RNA from Carassius carassius (crucian carp), 803 nucleotides. RefSeq names its product neurturin-like. NCBI's taxonomy places the organism in Eukaryota, Metazoa, Chordata, Actinopteri, Cypriniformes, Cyprinidae. Gene Ontology annotation, molecular function: growth factor activity; glial cell-derived neurotrophic factor receptor binding; receptor tyrosine kinase binding. Bases 23 to 697 code for a protein of 224 amino acids. The record is from RefSeq and is a predicted model, not a curated record. The transcript is spliced from 2 exons.
CAAUGCUUCUCCUCAUUCUAAGAUGAAGUUAUGGAAGUAUGCUGCCAUCGGCCUGAUUCUCUGUGGUGCUGCGCUUCUCCUGCUCUUCCAUAAAACCACUCCCUCUUCCCGAGCCCCAGCCCCUCCUCCCAACCACAGAGCUUCAUCCUCAUCACUUUCACCUUCAUCAUCUUCAUUUACACCCAGCAGUUCGUCGUCUACUGUUGCGGUAGGUCGGCGGCAACGAAGGAUCAGAUCGGCUGACGGAGGAAACUCUCUUGUAUCAGAAUUCAUGAAGAUCUUCCAGAGCUUCACAGAGGGUGAGUUGAAGCAGGUCAUCGGGACACUGGUGGAAAGGAAAGCCCGCAGAGAUGCCCAGCAGAGCAAAAGGACUAAACGUGCUAAAAAGCGAGCCAAACCCUGCUCGCUGCGGGAGGUGGAGGUGACAGUCACUCAGCUGGGGUUGGGCUACGUCAGUGACGAGACUAUAGUCUUCCAUUACUGCAGCGGAAAGUGCACUACUAGUCGGAAAAACUAUGACCUGACACUGGCAUUCAUGAAGCGCUCGCGGCUGCUAACAAAGGAGCAGAAGGACAAGGCUCGUCACAGCCCCUGCUGUCGGCCCACCGCAUACGAAGGAGACGUCUCCUUCCUCGAUAACGCCAAUAAAUACCACACAAUCCAAGAGUUCUCAGCCAAAGCAUGUGGAUGCGUCUGACGUCGAGGGUCAUAGUAUGUUUUAAUCUCUGAAAACUACAGACCCUUGAUUCCCGAGAAGAAAAUCUUCUGGGUUUAAAGCACUGAGGCAAGAGAAAAUAAAAAAA